CCGCGUCUCUGGCUGCUCCGGAGCGGCGCUCGCUCAGGUCUCUGCGCUCCCCUCUCCGGACUUUGCCGCCGCUCCUCGUCCCGGCGCGGGUGGUCCCUGCUGCCCAGCCCCUGCUGGCCUCUCUCUGUGCACAGCAGGUCAGGAUGGGGAGGUGCCUGGUGCCCCGACUGCCUGCCCUUUCUGUGUGCCUCGCCGUGGCCCAGCUGCUCAGCCCCUGCUCAGGUGAGUUUGCUGUGGUCGGACCCCCGGAGCCCAUCCUGGCCAUGGUGGGUGAAGACACAGACCUGCCCUGUCACCUGUCCCCAGAGAUGAGCGCUGAGACCCUGCAGCUGAUGUGGGAGCGACCCAGCCACAGGCAGGUAGUGCACGUGUACGCACACGGGCAGGAGGAGACGCCAGCAGAGGAGUUUCGAGGGAGAACUUCGAUUUCACGAGAGGACGUCACUGCGGGGAAGGCCGCUCUCCGGAUUCGCAAUGUCAGGGUCUCAGACAACGGAACCUACCUGUGUUAUUUCCAAGAUGGAGACUUCUAUGCAAAAGCCCAGGUGGAGCUGCAGGUGGCAGCGCUGGGCUCUGACCCCCACAUUGACAUGAAGGGCUACGAGGCUGGAGGGAUCCGUGUGAACUGCACGUCUGCCGGCUGGUACCCGCAGCCCCAGAUCCAGUGGAGAGACGCCAGGGGACAGAGCUUGCCCUCGGAGGCAGCAUCUGUGGCUGCAGACCCCCAGGGCCUUUAUGCAGCCUCAGCCUCUGUGAUCCUGGAAGGCGGCUCUGGGGAGGGGGUCUCCUGUGUCAUCAGAAACCCCCUGCUGGGCCAGGAGAGGUCACCCAGGCUUUCCAUCCCAGGUGCCUUCUUCAGGGACACACAGCCUUGGACUCUGUUGCUCUCCCUGACCCUGGUGGUUCUUGCGGGGCUCCUAUUGCAUGUGGGGUACUUGGUGUGGCGACGGCGGAAGAGGAUCCAGGCCCUGUUCCAGGAGGAGGGGAGAGCACGAGCUGAGGAAGCAGCAGCGCGGGCAGAGCUGCAGCGGGAGCGAAGCGCCCAAGGGUGGACGAAGAGCUGGGACCGACCAGGUGAGUGACCCGGACCUGCAUCUCAGCCUCUCUGCUCGGGUAGGUCAGGCCCCUCCCUCACCCCUAGUCACCCAGGGGAAGGACGGGGACACUGGUGGGGGCCGAGGCAGUGGUCUCUCUCAGUGGGGAUGGGGCUGUGGUGUCUCCAUCGGGGGGCGCUGGAGCCGGGGCACCCCGGGAGCCCCUGGAAAGGAGAGGGGGUGGGGAGAGGA
Messenger RNA from Phyllostomus discolor (pale spear-nosed bat), 1286 nucleotides. RefSeq names its product butyrophilin subfamily 3 member A2-like. Gene Ontology annotation, cellular component: external side of plasma membrane. Bases 144 to 1082 code for a protein of 312 amino acids. NCBI's taxonomy places the organism in Eukaryota, Metazoa, Chordata, Mammalia, Chiroptera, Phyllostomidae. Gene Ontology annotation, biological process: T cell receptor signaling pathway; regulation of cytokine production. The transcript is spliced from 6 exons. Gene Ontology annotation, molecular function: signaling receptor binding. The record is from RefSeq and is a predicted model, not a curated record.